Messenger RNA from Hyaena hyaena (striped hyena), 3754 nucleotides. It is a transcript of the gene SHLD2, whose product is annotated as shieldin complex subunit 2. Gene Ontology annotation, biological process: regulation of double-strand break repair via homologous recombination. Bases 53 to 2764 code for a protein of 903 amino acids. The transcript is spliced from 10 exons. The record is from RefSeq and is a predicted model, not a curated record. Lineage: Eukaryota; Metazoa; Chordata; Mammalia; Carnivora; Hyaenidae. Gene Ontology annotation, cellular component: site of double-strand break; nucleus.
GAGACAUCCAUGAAAAGGUUGGAAGCCUUGAUGUUUGAGUAGACAAGAAACUAUGAGUGACGGACCUCAAGUGCACAUUUUUUGGGGUGCUCCAGGUAGUCCACUGAACAUGACAGUGUCACAGACCCCGACCUCUUUAGUAUCCAGUGAUGCUCCCUGGAAAAAAAUCCAACUUGUAUACACUCGCCAGUCCUUACAUCUGAAGGAUGAAAAAUGUAUGCAUGAAACUCUUGAAGAUUAUCAAGGCCCAGAAGGUACUGGCCCCCCAGGUCUUCCUCAUGGUCCUUUUUUAACAAAUUCUAUGAAGGAACCUGUUCAUGUGAAAGAAGACUUUAUACAUUGUAUUUCUGAAACAGAGACUGGAAAAUCCCAGAAGAGCUACCCCUUAAGAAUGGGUGAUAUAACUAGUUCUGAUGUGCAAAUGCGUGAACUUAAGGGCGGAGUUCAGCAUUUAACAGAAGAAGAAAACUAUCAGAAGCUUUUUGGUGACAAUAAGAAAAUCACAGAUGAACAGCAUAAAUACCAGUCAAAUGCAUGUGGUCAGAACUUUCCAAGAAAAGUCUUUCAGUUAGCUCAUAAGCAUGCAGCUGUCCUGGAAUUGGUCUGUACAGAACACAUUCAUCCAGGGCCGGGGGCUGUUGAAACCGAGUGGGCGCCUACGGGACACCGAGAGGGACAAAUCCAGUGUCUGGAGUUCUUUUCUUCGAAGACAGAAGAUGAGCCAAGGUCUGAACCUGUUAGAAGGGUCUCAGACCUUAAAAUAUCUACUGAUACUGAAUUUCUUAGUGUAAUGACUUCCAGCCAGGUUGCUCUUUUAUCUCAGAGGAAGUAUAAAGGACAGCAUUUUAUAAAUAAAGGGCCUGUAAACAUGGAGAUUGAAUCAAAGGCAAGUCAUGGAGAAAUAACUGAAGAUAAUUUGAUUCAGCCUAAAGAUGAUUUUGCAGGAGAUGAAAGUGGACAAAACCAAGCAGCCCAUUCCCUUGAACUCUUUAGUCCUGUUUGUCCUGAAACAAAAAGUGGCGACACUCCCAUGAAGCCGGAUAAAGGUCUUGAAGAAGAUAUAGGAUCUCAAGAACUUUUUGAUUUUGAAGAUAAAAUGCACCCCAGUGAUGUAUGUAUUGAGUCGUAUUGCUCAGGAAUACUAUGUUCCCAACUAAAUACCUUCCACAAAAGUUCCACUAAAAGAAGUUGGACCUCUGAAGAUAAAUUGGGCCAUUCCAAAGCUCUGUCUAAAGUCCAUCAACCAUCCAAGAAAAUUAAGUUGGUUUCUGAUGCAAGAGAUCCUACAGCAGUGGGCCAGAGGAAUAUGUCUAAAUUUAAGGGGAUUAAAAAGACAUCAUUAAUAAAAGAUUGUGAUUCUAAAAGUCAGAAGUAUAAUUGCUUAGUCAUGGUUUUAUCUCUGUGUCAUGUGAAAGAAAUAAAUAUAAAAUCUGGGCCAAAUUCUGGCUCUAAAGUGCCUUUAGCAACAAUUGUGGUAACUGACCAAUCAGAAAUUAAGAAGAAGGUCGUUCUGUGGAGGACUGCAGCAUUUUGGGCACUUACUGUGUUUCUUGGAGAUAUAAUUUUGCUCACAGAUAUUACUGUUCAUGAAGAUCAUUGGGUUGGUGAGACAGUACUACAAUCAACUUUUACCAGUCAGUUAUUAAAUCUUGGGAGUUACCCAUCUGUCCAAUCUGAAGAAUAUUCCAGGAUAGUUAGUGGUGGUGUACUUCAAGACUUACUGGCAUACGUGUCUUCAAAACAUUCCUAUCUCAGAGAUCUCCCUCAGAGGCAGCCUCAGAAAGCGAACGGUAUAGAAUUUGUGGAAUUGGAGGAGCUGCAGCCGGACGUGUUAGUCCAUGCGGUCCUGAGGGUUGUUGAUAUCACUAUACUGACAGAGGCAUUAUACAGUUAUAGAGGACAGAAGCAAAGGAAAGUUGUGUUAACAGUGGAACAGGUCCAAGGUCAACAUUAUGUGCUUGUAUUAUGGGGUCCUGGAGCAUCCUGGUACCCUCAACUUCAAAGGAAAAAAGAUUAUAUUUGGGAAUUUAAAUAUCUUUUUGUUCAGCGCAACUACAUGCUAGAAAGCCUGGAAUUGCACACAACAUCGUGGUCAUCCUGUGAGUGCUUGUUUGAUGAUGAUAUAAGGGCAGUGACGUUUAAAGCAAAAUUCCAGAAAGGGCCGCCCUCUGUUGUGAAGAUGUCAGAAUUAGCAACACACUUAGAGGAUAAGCGUUCAGGAGUGAUUCUAAUCAAAGCCUGGAUUUUAGAGCUAGUGAUUCCUGUGACAGCAGCUCAGAAGAUAACCCUGAAUGCCCACAGCUCCCUGAGGAGCCUCCUCUCUUCCCUUCCUGACAUUGUAUACACUGGCUGUGCAAAGUGCGGAUUGGAACUGGAAACAGAUGGGAACAAGAUCUAUAAACAGUGCUAUAGCUGCUUGCCUUUCACUAUGAAGAAGCUGUACUACAGGCCAGCUUUAAUGACCAUCAGUGAUGGAGUACAUAAAGUUUGUGUCCAUGUAGGAUCAGAGCUGAUUGAGAAGAUACUACUUAACAUUUCUCCUGACUGGCUCAACACAGUUGUUGCCCCUUCCUCAGAGAUCACGUACGGCAUGGUCGCAGCAGACUUGUUCCACGCGCUCUUGGCAGACGGAGGGGCACCUUGUGCUGUGAAGCUGCAGAGCCUCUUCGUGCUGGAUGAAAACAGCUUCCCCUUGCAGCAGGAGUUCUCCCUCCUGGAUUUUUAUCCUGACAGGGGAAAGCCCAUGCCCGGUGCCCUUCUCUGAGACCCCGUGAAGAAAUCUCAGUUGCCCAGCCACUGCAGUUUGACAAGAGAUGAAGAAGCCAUAAUGAUUGUAAAGGAAGAAAUACUACGGUCAUUUGUGGAGGUCAUGACUAUAUGCAAAGAAAAUACAAUCAAUCUAUCAAGUAUUAUAAUUUAAGUGACUGUAGUAAGGGCACUCACUAGAAACAAUUCACAUACAAAAGUCAACAGAAUCUCUACAUACUAGCAAACAUAAAUAUAAAAUACAUAAGAGUCUAGUGAAAGAUGUGCAAAAAUACUUUCCUUUAAACCACAAAAACGGUUUUAAGAAAACUUGCAAAAGACCAAAAGAAACAGAGGGAUACACCAUGUUAAUGGACUAAAGAGUCAAUAUUGUAGGGAUAUAAAAUGGCCCCAAGCCGGUCUGUAGACUCCAUGCAAAUCAAACUCUAGCGCUUCUUUGGUGUAGAAACUGACCAGCUGAGUCUAAAACGCUUUGCAGAAAUGCAAAGGGCUUCGUUCUGCAGGGAUCACCUGGAGUACAGGACUGAGACAACUUGGGCCAGAUCCCGCCCGUCCGUUGUGUGUUUUUUGUGUAUUUUUUGCCAAGACCAUGUCUGUAGACAUUCCAGCCCGAUACAGCACCCCUUUCUCCUCCUCCUCAGAACAGAGAGCCUGCCGGUCCCUUGCCAUUAAGAGUUUUCAGCCAUGAGUCAGACACAUCAGUUCACUUUUUGCUGUAAAGGGGAUACUUAACUUUUCCAAGCGGCCCUGGAAAGGCCACUGAUAGGCAUGAACGUCACCUUGAAAUGUGGGGGUGGCUGGCACCUCUUGUCUCAGGAUCCCAAGUGAAAUGGAAACAGUCCCAGUUGAGUAGCCUGCUGUCCAAACAUAUAGAGAAGCCCUAUCACAUGUGUGCUAUGAUGUUAUUAGAAACUACAGGAGUCUGUUUCAGAUUCUGCAUCUCCCUCUCUCUCUGCCCCUCCCCUGCUCACACUGUCUCUCUCUUUCA